AUGCCUGCCUCCGAUAAAGAUAACGACGUUCAUGCCCACAUCGAACUCCCUUCGGGUGAUGAACAGCCAUCUCCGCGUGCAGAUGGCGACUCCAGCCCUGGCCUCAGGAAUAGCAAGGGCUGGGAUGGCAAGCUUCGCGUCCCAAAGUCGCUGUCUUUGGCAAACCCUGAAGCCAUGACCGACUCCGAGUACUCUGACGAAGAGAACGUUAUGAAGGGAGAGAAGAUUGACGCUGAUGAGGACCUUCUCGACGAUGAAGACCCCGAGACUGACGAAAUUAUGUGUUCUCACUCUCGCAUCGCCUCAAUUUCCUCCCUGCGUCUCGAGCGCUUCAAGCAAGUUUCACGCAUUUGCCUCCGCCAGAACAGUAUCGAGCAGAUCGAUGGUCUUUCCGCCCUUGCUGAAACCCUCGAAGACCUCGAUCUUUACGACAACCUCAUUUCUCACACCCGCGGCUUGGAGGAUUUGACGAACAUUACGAGCCUCGACCUAAGUUUCAACAAGAUCAAGCAUGUCAAGCAUAUCAACCAUCUGACGAAACUCAAGGAGCUAUACCUUGUCGCCAACAAGAUCAGUAAAAUCGAGGGGUUGGAGGGACUCGACAAGUUGACGUCUCUUGAGCUCGGAUCGAACCGUAUUCGCGAAAUCAAGAACCUCGAUUCUCUUAAGGCGAUCGAAGAGCUCUGGCUAGCAAAGAACAAAAUCACUGAGCUCACUGGUCUCGGUGGCAUGCCUAAUCUGCGCCUCCUCAGUAUUCAGUCCAACCGUAUAAGCGAUCUGUCACCACUCAAGGAUGUCCCUACGCUUGAGGAACUUUACAUCUCACACAAUAUGCUGGAGUCACUCGAGGGUCUAGAACACAACCCCAGGCUCCAUGUUCUGGACAUUUCGAAUAAUAAGAUCACCAGUAUCAAGGGUCUUGAGUUGCUCUCGGAGCUGGAGGAGUUGUGGGCCAGCUACAACCUUAUCAGCGAUUACAAGGAGGUUGCCAAGUACCUCUCCGACAAGAAGUGCUUGACAACGGUGUACUUUGAGGGGAACCCGCUGCAACUGCAGGAGCCGGUGGCAUAUAGGAACAGGAUCCGAUUAACAUUACCUCAAGUCAAACAAAUUGAUGCCACUUUUGUGAGAACAUAA
This is a messenger RNA of Fusarium graminearum PH-1, 1137 nucleotides long. RefSeq names its product phosphatase 1 regulatory subunit SDS22. The coding region runs from base 1 to 1137 and encodes 378 amino acids. The record is from RefSeq and is a predicted model, not a curated record. Lineage: Eukaryota; Fungi; Ascomycota; Sordariomycetes; Hypocreales; Nectriaceae. The transcript has 3 exons. Gene Ontology annotation, molecular function: protein binding.